Molecule: messenger RNA, 523 nt
Organism: Babesia bovis T2Bo
Lineage: Eukaryota; Apicomplexa; Aconoidasida; Piroplasmida; Babesiidae
Product: clathrin assembly family protein
Exons: 2
Coding region: 26-463 (145 amino acids)
Biological process (GO): protein transport; vesicle-mediated transport
Cellular component (GO): intracellular membrane-bounded organelle
Source: RefSeq, a predicted model, not a curated record
CAUCUAUGCAAACAAAUGUAACAAAAUGAUAAAAUUUAUUCUUAUGAUCAAUAAACAAGGGCAAACCAGGUUCAGUCAUUAUUACACAAGUCUGUCUGUAGCUGAGAAAUGCGCCUUGGAGGGAGAGAUUUUCCGGAAAUGUUUAUGUCGUGAUGAAAACCAAUCUUCUUUUAUGCAUAUACGUCAACAUAAGAUUGUUUACCGAAGGUAUGCCAGUUUGUACAUAAUCAUCGGCGCUACGGAGAGUGAGAAUGAGCUUGCUUUGAUAGAGCUUAUACACAACAUUGUGGAAACUCUAGAGGGUUAUUUUGAAUCUGUAUGUGAAUUUGAUAUUAUGUUCAACUUGGAAAAAGUCCACUAUAUAAUCAAUGAACUUAUAUGUAACGGAAGGAUCAUUGACACCAAUCGCUCUAACGUUCUCCACCCACUGUUUUUGAUGGACAAGGCUCCUAAGAAUGCAUGAUACUAUCCACUUCGGAACAGAUAGAGUCUUUUCUAUUUCCAAGCACGGCGUGAAACCCGU